CUGGCCAAAGGUGCAACGCUCCCUCCAUCCCCAGCCCUUUGUCUUUUUAUAGCUCCUCCUCCCUUCUCUUUUCCCUUCUCAAUUUCAUGCCCUCGAUGGGCCUCGUACCUCCUCUUUUUCAAGUUUUUUGGACCCAUCCCUCAAAACGCAACCGCUGUGGGUUUCAAGCAGGUAAGAAAACAUUCCAUGGCAAAGCAGAAAGAUAAGAAAACAAAGUUUAGUUUGGUUGGAUUUUGUGGGCUGGGACGAGAGGCGAAGAAAGCCCUUCGGUUCAAAAGAUUUAUAUAGAAAAAGAGAACUGCUGUGGUUGCUGCGACUACGAUUGAGGAAUGGGAGGGAGGAUAAUCAAAUCCUUUUCUAUUGUUUUCUCUAAAGUUAAUCAAUCAUAAAAAGAGAAAAAUCCAUGGAUUGUUUAGGUGUUUAAACUUCGAAGUCUGGCGUUUUUUGUCCUUUGUUAACACCGCUCCUCCGGUCAAUCUGAGAGAAUCCCACUUGGUUGUUGCCUAUAGCCUUUGGCCUCAUGCUAUCAGAACAGGGGAAGGGCAUAAUUCUCCUUUGGCUCCGGGGGCCCAUUCUCUUGGUUCCUGUGCCGAGUGAAAUCCCAAUUCCCUGAUCACUUACAAACAAACAGACACUUCUGGUGACUCUUAGAUGUGUAAGUUUUGAAAAUGAUGGAUGCCUGGUAAACUCUGUGCCCCGUUGUUUUCUUGCUUGCUCUGGGAUGAUGAGAAAUCCUUCUCUUGUAGGCAGUUUAUAAGGAAAGGAACCUCUUUCCCUUUUUGGCCGUAAAAGAGGAGACCUCUCUCUGAAAUUUGGAGAAAGAAGUUGGGGAGAUGUCGAUCCUUUAUUCUGGUUCUGAGCUCCAUCGUUCUGGUUUUGCUUCAGCUUCUGUGGACGAGGCGACCUGUGCCUAUUUAUUUGGUGCCUAACGGUUUCAGCACUUCCAUGCACACUUGGAGGUCUGUCUGUCUACAUGUUAAUGGAAUUUCGAAGGAUAAGAAUAAAGACUAAGUCAGAAUUUUCAUAUUGUUGGUAAAAUCCAUAAUGUUCUAGCAAACUCUCAAUUACCUCCGAGUGCAUAUGCUGAUACAACUCAUUAGGACCAAGAUGAGGAUGUGAAUGGAGAUUGUGCAUGCAUCACAUGACUUUCUUGAAUCAUUGCUCUUUAGCUUAUUGAACAAUAUGAUCAAACACAUUGGAAAAGUUUAUGGCUCCUACCAGUCUUUUAUGUAAGAAGCAGAUGCCAUAUCUUAUCUCUUUUAUUCGAAGUUAGGCUCCCUGCUUUCCUGCUUCUGGCUCCUUUUGGAAGACUGCAGGAAAGUAACAUUACUCUGCUGCUAGUUUCUUUCAGAUGCGUCUAUAAAUUGGAUACUAGUAGUGAACGGCCUAAAAUGGCCGAUAGGUAAUACUGUUAAAGUUGAUUUGGAUAUUGGCAAUUUUAUGAACUAUUAGAACUGGUUGUCGAUUUGUUAAAUCUUUGCCAGAGAUGAAGAGAUGUCUGAACAGUCUUCUAGUAGUUUUAUGACUCACUCGAAUUUUUGACACCCUGCUAUGAUGGAGAAUGAUGCAUUUAAUGCCUCGCUAUCAAUACCAAAUCAUAAUGAAAUGGUCAUUGAAUCAGCUUUCCUCCAUAUGUUUUCAGAUCCGUUCAUCCAGUCGAGCUUUCCAGGCCGCAACAACCAUAGACAAAUAAUGGCUGGUGAUCCACUGCUGUCCACAUUUCAAGAAGCGCAAGAAGAAGCGCUGAGCAUUCCCUAUUUAGCAAAUAAUGUUGAUAUGGUCAAUGGCAAUGUGUCAUAUUCUAGACAUAUGCCUCAUGUUGGAAAUAUUUCAUAUGAUGGUUCCAGUGGAAAUGCUGACUUGAGGGAACAUUUCAUGGGGACUUCCCUACCUGCCACUUCACUUGUCAACCUUUUUUCUGACACCAAAUGUUUACAGGAAAAUAUUAUCAGUGUUAAUGCUGCUUCAACUUCCUCAUUACCAUCUAAAGAGAUGAGAACCUCUAUUUCUAGUGAUUGCUGCAAGACUAUAAAUUCAUCCGUGACGGUUUCAGUAAACUGUGAAUUUGAGUCACAAGAUGAUGCAGGCCUUCUGACAUCUGAAAAGGAUGCUUGUUUGAAUGGGCAACUAAAUUGUUCAUGGUGCUAUGAUGAAGUUCUAGGUCAUGAGGUGCCUUCCGGUAGAACAUUGACCUCAAUUCGUCCAUCUUAUCAUGAAUUAGAAAGCUCAGAGCCUGGCUGGAAGUCUAGUUUAAAUUUUCCCUAUUUAUUCGAUAACCGUGUGCCAACUAAUCAGCCGUCUCUGAGUCUUGGCUCCGACCAGCCCUCUAUUAUCAGCAUGUCUAAUGUCCCGGAGAAGUGCUUGGAAGCAAGCAGCCCUGGCAUGACUCAAGUUACAUCAAACAAUAGUGGAUGUCCAGUUUCUGCUGAAUUGCCAGCCUGCUCUCAUUCUUUGCGCAAUUCUUCCCAUGAUGUCGGCUUGGGGCUGAUGACCUUUCCUAACAAUGAGAAGUUCUCUCUGUACCAUAGAUCUUCUAGGCCAGUUCAUUUUUCCUAUGUGCUUUUAGGAUCAAGAUAUCUCCAUAUGACCCAACAAAUACUUGCUGAAAUUGCAACCUAUGCAGUUGCAGAUUCGAACGAGAUGAACGGUGACUUCUCUCUUGGUGGAAUUGAGGGUGAGCAAAAGCUGUCUUUUUCUUCAGGUUGCUCUAAUUUACGAGAACUUUCAAUGUCUGAUGAAUUUCCUUUUUCUUCUGGAGAAAUUAAAUCUCAAGGCCAUGUUGAUGGCCAACAAUGUCAGGAAGUUUCUGCAAAGAAAACCGAGCUAGUAACAAUGCUUCAUCUGGUUGACCAAAGAUAUAACCAAUGCAUAGACCAGAUCCAUAAUGUCAUAUCCGCAUUCUGUGCAACUGAGUCUGGCACUUCUCACAUGCAUGCGCAGUUUGCUCUUCAUAAAAUUUCUUCCGUUUAUAAAAACUUGAGGGAGAGAAUUACCAGUCAGAUUCUUUUGAUUGCCCAACAAUGUAGCACCUUAUGGUUGGGAGAGGAGAAAAGCUUUGAAUCUUCUUUGAUCCAGAAACAAUGGGGAUUGCAGCAGCUGAGUAGGAGCCAUCAGCAAUCUUGGAGGCCUCAAAGGGGCUUGCCAGAAAAAUCUGUCUCGGUUCUACGGGCAUGGAUGUUUCAGAACUUCCUGCACCCGUACCCAAAAGACAAUGAGAAGCAUUUGCUCGCGAUCAAAAGUGGUUUGACAAGAAGCCAGGUGUCCAACUGGUUUAUAAAUGCACGAGUUCGUCUGUGGAAGCCGAUGAUAGACGAAAUGUACUCCGAACUUAAAAAGAAGAAUCAAACUGAAGGAUCAGAUGGUGAAACCAGAGUCCAUGGAAACAUUGGCAGUCAAUGGUUCAAAUGAAUCGAGGUGUCUAAAUCUUGUUUGUAAUUUAGUGUCAGCACGCUAAUCAGGCAGAUGUUCUAUGGCAGUUCAUCUGAUCUCGAAGGUAAGUUUAUCGUGAAUUCAUCUUUAUUUUGCUUGUUUGAUUGGAUCAAUGCGGUUGCUUGAGACCGGUGUGGAUUACGGUCCUUGAAAAUUAGGUGAUUUAGUUGACCAUCUGAAUUUGGAACAAUUCAGAACUUGUAUAAUGAGUUCAGGGCCGAACAAGUGUGUUCCUUGGUGCAGCCUGAAUGUUAUCCCAGGAAGGCAGCUGUAAUUUGAAGAAUCCCACUAAAAAUGGGGUAUUGAUGA
This is a messenger RNA of Phoenix dactylifera (date palm), 3738 nucleotides long. Its product is annotated as homeobox protein ATH1-like. Gene Ontology annotation, biological process: regulation of DNA-templated transcription. NCBI's taxonomy places the organism in Eukaryota, Viridiplantae, Streptophyta, Magnoliopsida, Arecales, Arecaceae. Gene Ontology annotation, molecular function: DNA binding. The record is from RefSeq and is a predicted model, not a curated record.